CUCCAGAAUUAAAGAAAUAUUCUAUUUUUAUGGUGAAACGUUGCAAGAUCGGUGUCUUAUUGACUGAAUUGUGGUUGGUAGUGCAAUUAUGAUGACUACGUAUCAGCAGGAGCGGCUAGUAUUGAACGGAGGAACAAAUGCGCCCGAACCCAUGAGCACUCCCGAGGAGUCCGAGCCCGAGCCUCCGGCCCCCGGGACCGAGGACCCGCCGCCGAAGAUCCCGAAACUCGACAAUGGAUCACAAAAAGCUAGUUUAACUUAUGAUCUUAAACAGAUUGGAGAAGUUGUCACAGGACCAGGAGCUAGGAGUAAUACAUUUGCGGGGAUCCUCGGUGGAGCUCUUCCAAAGCUGUCCACAGACCAGAGCGACAAGGUCAGCAAGGCGAAAAAAUACGCCAUGGAACAGAGUAUACGGAUGGUGCUUAUGAAACAGACUCUGGCCCAUCAACAACAGCAAAUGGCUAGUCAGAGGACUCAGGUCCAGCGUCAGCAGGCUCUCGCCCUUAUGUGCAGGGUGUACGUUGGAAGCAUCAGUUUUGAGCUCAAGGAGGAUACAAUUAGGCAGUCCUUUUUACCAUUUGGACCAAUAAAAUCCAUCAAUAUGUCGUGGGAUCCAGUCACACAAAAACACAAAGGAUUUGCAUUUGUUGAAUAUGAAAUACCAGAAGCAGCUCAAUUAGCGUUAGAACAAAUGAACGGCGUUAUGAUAGGUGGACGUAACAUUAAAGUCGUCGGACGGCCUAGUAACAUGCCCCAAGCUCAAGCCGUUAUUGACGAAAUACAAGAAGAAGCAAAACAGUACAACCGCAUUUAUGUCGCCUCCAUACAUCCAGAUCUGACAGAAGACGACAUCAAAAGCGUAUUUGAGGCAUUUGGUCCCAUCAUAUACUGUAAACUUGCGCAGGGAAGCUCCGGCCACAAGCACAAAGGCUAUGGUUUUAUCGAGUACGAGACGGCACAGGCGGCCAACGAGGCGAUCGCAAGCAUGAAUUUAUUCGACCUUGGGGGCCAGUAUUUGCGCGUUGGCCGCGCCAUAACGCCUCCGAACGCUCUCUUAGGCCCCUCGUCCGGUUCCAGUGUGAUGCCCACGGCGGCGGCGGUGGCCGCAGCCGCCGCCACGGCCAAAAUCCAGGCCAUGGACGCGGUGGCAAGUAACGCAGCUGCGUUGGGUUUCUCCAAAUUGAGUCAACCGGUGGUGGCGGCUGCACCGCCCCCGCCGGUCAUCCCGGCCGUAAUACCGCCCCCAGGGCUGGCAAUACCCCAAGUGCUUCCGGAUAAUACGAUUCAACCGACGAUUGUGCCGGUGGUGACGGUGCCCCCGGUGAUUGCCCCUCCGACGGUGGUCACCCCCACGCUGACCCAGCCGGCGGUGCCUGCGAGGAAUAGCUCGGAGGAGGCGUUGAAGCGGGCACAGGAGGCGCAGAUGAAGCAGCAGGAGGAGUUGCAGAAGAAGUUGUUGGAUCAGAAUGAGCCGCAGACGUUGCAACAGCAGGAGAAUAUGAGUAUAAAGGGGCAAAAUGCGAGGCAUUUUGUUAUGCAGAAGUUGAUGCGGAAGGUUGAUUCCAAAGUGGUGAUUUUGCGGAAUAUGGUAGGGCCGGAGGAUGUUGAUGAGACGUUGCAAGAGGAGAUUCAGGAGGAGUGUAGUAAAUUUGGGACGGUUGAAAGAGUGAUUAUCUAUAACGAGAAACAGUCGGAAGAGGAUGAUGCGUCCGAUGUCGUGGUUAAAAUCUUUGUAGAGUUUACGGAAACACCCGGUAUGAAGCGGAAAAGGCCAGAGAUGCACUUAAUGGGAGGUACUUUGGCGGAAGAAUGGUUCAAGCAUCACUUUACGACCAAACUUUGUUUGAUCAUAUUAAAAGCCAAAAUGUCUUUCUUCAACAACAUUAAAAAAGUGCUUCAUUUCGGCGGCAACGAUGCGAAAAAGAAAAAAGUGUUCAACAACGUGCGCAUGGAGUGCGACCCCGAGGAGUUUUGGGACAUGAUCGGGGAGCUGGGCGAUGGGGCUUACGGCAAGGUCUACAAAGCCCAGCAUAAACAUACGGGACAGCUGGCCGCGGCGAAAAUGUGCCGACUGGAUGGGGAGGACGACCUCUCCGACUUCAUGAUAGAAAUUGAUAUUUUAACCGAGUGCAAACAUCCAAAUAUUGUCGAGUUGCACGAAGCCUUCCAGAAAGAGCAGCAACUCUGGAUGUUAAUCGAAUACUGUGAUGGUGGGGCCUUAGAUAGUAUUAUGACUGAAUUAGAAAAACCUCUAACUGAAUUACAAAUUGCUUAUGUGUGCCAAAACAUGUGCAAGGGACUCGAGUUCUUGCACAAAAACCACGUUAUACACAGGGACUUGAAAGCGGGAAAUGUGCUGCUGACCAUGGAAGGAGGGGUCAAGCUGGCCGACUUCGGAGUCUCCGCUAAAAAUAAAAGCACGAUGCAAAAACACGACACGUUCAUCGGAACGCCAUACUGGAUGGCCCCCGAAGUGGUCCUUUGUGAGACUUUCCGCGACAAUCCGUACGAUUUCAAAGUGGACGUGUGGUCGAUGGGCAUAACUCUCAUUGAAUUCGCCCAAAUGGAGCCACCCAACCACGAAAUGUCACCCAUGAGGGUGUUACUCAAAAUCCAAAAAUCCGAUCCGCCCAAAUUGGAACAACCGUCGAAGUGGUCGAAGGAGUUUAACGAUUUCGUGUCAAAUUGUCUGGUCAAGGAUCCGCAAAAAAGACCAACCUGUGACGAGUUGUUGAAGCAUCCGUUUAUUAAUUGUACGCUGGACUCGAAACCGAUCAGGGAUUUGUUGUUGGAGUACAAGGCGGAGGUUGUUGAAGAGGAAUUGACAGAUGAUGAUCCCGAGGACAACCGCACUUCUCAUGUUCCUCUGGAUAUAGAAGAUGACUCCACUUCUGUAAAGAGCAGCGAAGUUGACAAUAAAGUAAAUGACCUAGAAUCUCCCGUAAUUAAUGUAGAAGAAGAAACUGCUAAAGAUUUGACAGCUUCGACGCCUAGCAAUGUCCAAGCCGACAAAAAACCGCUGGAGAAGAAAGACGAAGUCCAGAGGAAAACCUCCCGGGAUAAAGGUAAAGCGCCCCCACCUCCCAUCCAACCCCAAGCGAGUUCGUCGACUGAGAAACCUCCAGCCCCGGCUGCACCUGUCGCCAUUCCCAACCUACCAACGCCCCCAUCUUCGCCCAUCACACCUCCAGCAACUCCGCCAAGUUCUAGUCCAGUUCAUCCAGGUAGCGAACCCGCAAAACCCGAAGAAAACAAAGACAACGUCGAUAAUAUUAAAGAAGUAUUAGAAAAACAAUUGAAGAAGCGGCAGUCUGAAGGCGACGUAGCGAGUGAGGGAGUCACAGUCAGUGCGACAUCUGACGACACUGUUAGUAACUUUGUUGUGGUUUCGUCACAAUCUGAACGAAACAAACUAAACACUUCCACUAUCACCAUUAACUCUGAUCUUCCCGAUCCCUCAAACAGUUUAGCGUCGAAUAUCAGUCAGGUGACUGUAGUAACGACUCAUCCGCCCGUUAUUAUCGACAAUACUCAAUGCGUGUCGCGAUCUUCAACUUCCCCCAGUAAUAGUACAAACGAGGUCGUGAUAGUUGCGAACGAAACGAAUAAAACACACGUUGAAUCAUCAGACGAUGAAUGUUACCCGAGUUUGGAUUCGUUGGAAUACCCCCCACCCAGCGAGUUCCGCGACAGGCCGCUCAAAGCGAAAAAAUUAGACGAAAGCGAGGUUUUAAUCGUCGAUUCGAGUUAUGUUAUAAACGAUUCGGGUCUGGACGUAUCCGACGAUAACUCCCGACUUUUGGAUACUAGUCACGUGUCUGUUGUAAAAAUCGACGAAGAGAAAGUCCAAGUCAAGGAUUCGACGUCAUACCUCGACAAGUCGGGUGAUAAUUUCCGAAGUUCGACGAGUGAUUUAUCGAACGCUUCCUCGUGCAAAACGGGAAGUAGCGAUGAAGUUCGGGGCACUUCGAUAACACUCGACGCGCCGCCGAACGAAAUUAAGGCAAAAAUGAACGGACAAGUUGUGCUAAACGGCAAAGGGUUCGACAAUUACGAGUCGGCUUUGUCCGACCGUUCACACAGCGACUGUGGAUCGGUUCGCAGCAACGACUCGCACCGAAGACCGGUUUCGGCCAAAAGUAUCGAGCAUUCGGACAUUGAAAGUAUCUCAAUAGCUAGUCACGAGAGUCGGGGAAGCACCGGCAAAGAACCGAAGAACGACCGACUGUCGGAAUUGGACGAGAACGACGACGGUGUCAUCUUGCGCAAGAAAGCCCAGAAAACAAAAAGAACGUCUCUAGCAAUCGCCAAUCGAAAGACCCGCAAAAGAACCCGGAAAUUUAUAAUAGAUGGCGUUGUCAUUACCACGACUACCAGCAAAGUGAUUUGUCCCGACGAAGAUAAUUACAACUUGGCCGAUUUGCAUAAUGACAGGAAACAAGAAUUGCGCGAAUUGAAAUACUUGCAAAAACAGGAACAAAAACAAUUCCAGGAUUUGGCGUUUAAGGAGAAUUUAACGCUGGAACAGCAGGAUAAAAAGUUCGAACAAGAACGAGUGAAUCUCGAACGGACGUACGAAAACGACUUGGAGAUGUUGAGUCGGCAGCAGAGGAUGCAAAUCGAGAAAGCCGAAGCGCAUCAAGAUGCCGAACUCCGAGCUAUGUCGAAGAAAAUUCGAGGGGAGCAAGAACGCGAGUUGAAGAUUUUCCGAGACGGGCUUAAGCAAGAAUUGAGAUUACUUAAAGCCGAAAUCGAUUUGUUACCGAAGGAGCGGCGCAAGGCCGAAUUUAAACUGCGAAAGGAGAAAAUGGAUGCUGAUCAUCUCGAGCGCGAGAAGGCGUUUUUGGAGAAACUCAAUGAGAAUCAUGAGAGUUCGUUGCGAAGGCUGAGCGAUUCGCAUCGUGAGAAAAUUGCGUUGAUGGAAAGGCAGUUCUUGCAGCAGAAGCAGCAGUUGACGAGGACGCGCGAAGCGGCGCUUUGGGAGAUCGAAGAGAGGCAGAUUCAUGAGAAGCAUCAGUUGAUGAAGAGACAGAUUAAGGAGAUAUUUAUUCUGCAAAGGCAUCAGAUGUUGACGAGGCAUGAGAAGGAGAAGGAGCAGAUUAAGAGACGGGCGGCGAGGAAGGAAGAGGAGUUGUUAAAGAAACAAGCGGCGGAAAAAAGGUCGCUGCCGAAGAGGAUCAGGACGGAGAUGAAGGCGAGAGAGCUGAUGUUCAGGGAGUCGAUGAGGAUAUCAAUUUCCGGGACGAACGAUCCGGAAGCAGAGAAGAAUAAGUUUAAAGAGUUCCAAGAGAAGGAGAAAAAGCGCUACCAGGCCGAGCAGCAACGCUUCGAGCUGAAACACCAGCGCCAACUCGAAGAGCUCCGCGCAAUGAGCGACGCCACCAUCAAAGAGCUCGAACAACUCCAGAACGAAAAGCGUAAAAUGCUCCUCGAACACGAAACGAUGAAACUAAAGCAACGCGAAGAAGCAUUCAGUCGCGAACUAAAAGAAUGGAAAGCUCAACUCAAACCGCGAAAACAGAAAUUGGAAGAGGCGUUUGCCCAGCAGUUGGAAGAACAGGAAAGGGUUUAUGGGCCGAUCAGUACUCCUCUGGCUUUGCCUCCAGAUUUGCCCGAUCUGAGCCAGGAGAGUUGCAAGAUCGGGAUGGGGUCGACUAGGAGCAGUUUAUCGUCGGUUUCGGAGGGAUAGAACGCUUUAGGAAACAGUAUACUCCAAAAUGUGCCUCUGCAGAUCCAGAGCGAGCAUUGAUUACCCUAACUCGUGUAUAUACUUAUUACACAGACUGAAUAAUUAAGAAAAUCGUAUGAAACAUUUUUUUCGUUUUGUUUCUUUUACUAGAGAGAUUGAGGUGACCUGAUAAGCUACUUAAAUUUGGAAAUUUCGAAAGGGAGAAUUUUUUUCAGGUUGUUUACUGAAAACAAAUAAACUAUUGUUAGCUUGCUUGCUAAAACUAGACUAGUUUUACGUCGAUCCUUUUUAUUAAAUUAAGAUUAGAGGUGAUUGAGGAUUUAAAAUUGUGUGCAUUUAUUAAAACCAGACUGACAGGUUACACUUGUUAUUUUGUGAAAUAAUUAAGUUAGAUUGUACUAAUAGUUCAAAAGAUUGUUAUAUCAUGUUCGUAAGUAAGUUUUCUUUGUAUUGAGGUAUUAUCUAACAAUAAAUACUGAUUAAUUAUUAUUUAACAUAAUAGAUUGUAUUGGGAUUGUUUUUUGUUUACGCUUGCACUACUCCAGUCUGAUGUAUAAAUACUAUUAUAGUCCAUGUUAUUUAAAUACUGAAAUUUUUAUCAGCUGUAUUCUAAGGUGUACAUACAAAUUCCAUCUAACUUAAGUUUAUUAGGACAGUGUGAUAAGAUUUUUAUCGUCUUUUAGUUCUUUACUAACGUUUGCCACUAUCAUGCUGUUCUGUAUUAUUAUGAUGUACAGUCAGUGUAUUUUAUUUUUAUGUGCAUAUUAUUUACCAGUAACUAUUAUAUUCAAAUAAAUAAUAUAAAUAGAAUUCGAUUUAAUCCUUCCACCUCAACUUUUCUGGGACAUACUGUAUAUUAAAAAAAAGUAAGGUUAGGGUACGGUUUACCAACAAAAACGAAAAUGGUUUUAUUCGAACAAAUAAGGCUGAAAAACUGCCGAUUGUGUCACACAAAGCCCGGCCAACACGACAUAAAAACAGACAAAAAAUUAGUAAAAGAAAUUUACGAAUGCACAAAAGUGAAGGUAAAUGAUAAAUCUAUGGAGCUUUUGCCGCGUUCUGUGUGUGAGGAGUGCAAAAAAACCAUAAAAUGUUUUUCGCUUUACAAGCAACACAUUCGCAAAGUGGAUCAGUGUUUCAGAAGGAUUUUAAAAAAUUGCGAAGCCAAAAGUAAGGACACUAAAGAAGAAAUCUUCAAGUGUGAACAAUGUCCAGGGGAGUUCAGUGAUCAUGAUUUAUUUAAGAAUCAUUUAAAUUCACACCAGAUAAGUGUUAGUCAGGAGGAAAUUAAAGCAGAAGUUUCGUGUCCGAAAUGUGAUAACAAGUUUUGUAACUUGGAGGAGUAUGGGUCUCACAACUGUUUCACAGAAGAAGAAAAUUCGCAACAUGAUAGUUUUGAAAAUAAAAUAGAAACAGAGGAUUUGGAGGCGUUUAAAAAAGCCAAAUUCGUUUGUAGUUGGAAGAAUUGUAAAAAAAUCCUCAGUUCCGCCUACACAUUAAAAACGCAUGAGCUCAAACAUCAGGGGAAACGCUCGUUUUUGUGUGUAACUUGUGGCAAAGGCUUCAUCACAAAAAAUUCAUUAACCUGCCACGAAAAAAUACACCUGGAAGUGAAAGGUUACGUGUGUAAGCUCUGUAAUCUUGGGUUUUCUGUGCGAAGUAAUCUGAGGGCACAUGAAAAAAAGCAUCAUGAAGGAGUCAGAUUUUACUGCUCGCAGUGUUCCAGAGCAUUUGCUUCAAAGUGCAGUUUGCAGAGGCACGAAAGAAUUCACACAGGAAUCAAGGAAUUCAAGUGCCAGUCCUGCCCUUCGGCGUUCUAUACCAAAAAAGAGCUCCUGAAGCACCAAAGGUACCAUCAGGGUUUGCGCUUACAUAAGUGUGACGAAUGCUUUAAAACAUUUUUCGAACGGCACCACCUGAUCAUCCAUUUGAGGAGCCACACUGGGGAGAGGCCUUAUGUAUGCCAGUUUCCCAAUUGUGGCAAGUCUUUCACGGAAAGUCAAAAACUAAAGAGGCAUCAUAAUGCCAAACAUGCCCAAACAUAAUUAAUUGUAUUUCCUUUUAUUAAUAAAAUUGUAAAACAGAA
Messenger RNA from Tribolium castaneum (red flour beetle), 7775 nucleotides. RefSeq names its product Sterile20-like kinase (gene Slik). Bases 89 to 5689 code for a protein of 1866 amino acids. Gene Ontology annotation, molecular function: ATP binding; RNA binding; protein serine/threonine kinase activity. The transcript has 19 exons. The record is from RefSeq and is a predicted model, not a curated record. Gene Ontology annotation, biological process: regulation of alternative mRNA splicing, via spliceosome; protein phosphorylation. Lineage: Eukaryota; Metazoa; Arthropoda; Insecta; Coleoptera; Tenebrionidae.